Molecule: messenger RNA, 7026 nt
Organism: Pelodiscus sinensis (Chinese soft-shelled turtle)
Lineage: Eukaryota; Metazoa; Chordata; Testudines; Trionychidae
Source: RefSeq, a predicted model, not a curated record
GCAGGAGAGACAGACUCUCCCAGGAACAGACUCCUUGAAUUCAUUAACAUGUAAAAAUGUGAUGAACCACUGGUCUCAGCAUUAACCCAUUCGUCCUUCAGUACUUCAUCAUCUAUGACGAGUAGCUAUGCACCAGGAUAUGCAAAGCUAAACAAAAGAGGAGGUGCUGGAGGCUGGUCUCCAUCCGAUAGUGACCAUUAUCAAUGGCUGCAAGUGGAUUUUGGGAGCAGGAAACAAAUCAGUGCUAUCGCAACCCAAGGCAGAUAUAGCAGCUCAGACUGGGUGACUCAGUACCGGAUGCUGUAUAGUGAUACAGGGAGAAACUGGAAGCCAUAUCACCAGGAUGGAAACAUUUGGGCAUUUCCUGGAAAUACAAAUUCUGAUGGCGUGAUCCGGCAUGAUUUGCAGCAUAUAGUUAUAACCCGUUAUAUACGCAUAGUUCCUCUGGACUGGAAUGGAGAGGGCCAAAUUGGGCUGAGAAUUGAGGUCUACGGCUGUCCUUAUUGGGCUGAUGUUAUCAAUUUUGAUGGCCAUGUUGUGUUACCGUACAGAUUCAGGAACAAGAAAAUGAAAACAUUGAAAGAUGUCAUCACUCUGAAAUUUAAAACCUCUGAAAGUGAAGGUGUAAUAUUCCAUGGAGAAGGGCAACAAGGAGACUAUAUCACUUUGGAAUUGAAAAAAGCCAAGUUGGUUCUUAAUUUAAAUCUAGGUAGCAACCAGUAUGGCUCAAUUUAUGGCCACACAUCUGUGAUGACAGGAAGCCUCUUGGAUGACCACCAUUGGCAUUCCAUUGUCAUAGAACGUCAUGGAAGGAACAUCAAUCUAACAUUGGACAGGCAUAUGCAACAUUUCAGAACCAAUGGGGAAUUUGAUUACCUGGACCUGGACUAUGAGAUAACCUUUGGUGGCAUGCCUUUUUCUGGGAAGCCAAGUUCAAAUAGUAGGAAAAACUUCAAAGGCUGUAUGGAAAGCAUCAAUUACAAUGGUAAUAAUAUCACAGACCUUGCCAAGAGGAAGAAGCUGGAACCAUCUAAUGUGGGAAACUUAAGUUUUUCUUGUGUGGAACCGCAUACAGUGCCUGUCUUUUUCAAUGCUACCAGUUACCUGGAAGUGCUUGGUCGCCUGAAUCAGGAUAUGCUUUCAGUCAGUUUCCAGUUUCGGACCUGGAACCCCAAUGGACUUCUCCUUUUCAGCAACUUUGCUGAUGGACUGGGUAAUGUCGAGAUUAACCUGGCUGAAGGCAAAGUCAAUGUCCACAUCAAUGUCACCCAAGUGAAGAAGAACCGAAUAGACGUCUCAUCAGGCUCGGGACUCAAUGAUGGGCAAUGGCAUGAAAUCCGUUUUCUAGCCAAGGAAAAUUUUGCUGUCCUCACCAUUGAUGGAGAUGAAGCCUCAGCAGUUCGGACAAACAGUCCUCUGCAAGUUAAAACUGGGGAGAAAUAUUUCUUUGGAGGGUUCCUAACACAAACAAAUGAUUCCGACCGUUCCCUGCUCCAGCUCUCAUUCCAAGGAUGCAUGCAGCUUAUUCAUGUGGAUGAUCAACUGGUGGAUUUGCAUGCAGUAGAACAAGGAAAACUGGGAAGCUUUGCCAAUGUCAGUAUUGAUAUGUGUGCCAUUAUUGACAGAUGUGUGCCCAAUCACUGUGAACAUGGUGGCAAAUGCACCCAAACGUGGGACAGCUUUAAAUGUACUUGUGAGGGGACUGGAUACAGUGGUGCCACCUGCCACAACUCUAUUUAUGACCUUUCCUGUGAAGCAUACAAGCACUUGGGAAAAACCUCAAAUUAUUAUUGGAUAGAUCCAGAUGGCAGUGGGGCACUGGGACCUUUGAAAGUUUACUGCAACAUGACAGAGGAUAAAGUGUGGUCAACGGUGUACCAUGAUCUACAGAUGCAGACUCCUGUGAUAGGCCACAGCCCAGAAAAGUACUCUGUAUUGCAACUGAAUUACAGUGCCACCAUGGAUCAGAUCUCUGCUAUCACUAGUAGUGCUGAAUACUGUGAACAGUACAUCUCCUACUCCUGCAAGAUGUCAAGGCUGCUGAACACCCCAGAUGGGAAUCCGUAUACCUGGUGGGUUGGAAAAGCCAAUGAGAAGCACUACUAUUGGGGUGGCUCUGGACCUGGCAUUCAGAAGUGUGCCUGUGGCAUUGAACGCAAUUGUACUGAUCCCAAAUACUACUGCAACUGUGAUGCUGAUUCUAAACAAUGGAGAAAAGAUGCUGGGCUCUUGUCUUACAAAGAACAUCUACCAGUGAGUCAAGUGGUGGUUGGAGAUAUUGACAGAUCUGGCUCAGAAUCCAAGUUGACUGUAGGUCCUGUGCGCUGUCAAGGAGACCGGAAUUAUUGGAAUGCUGCAUCUUUCAUUACUCCAUCAUCCUACCUUCACUUCUCCACAUUCCAAGGGGAAACCAGUGCAGACAUCUCUUUCUAUUUCAAAACAUCAGCCCCUGAUGGAGUGUUUCUUGAGAAUUUGGGGAAUACAGACUUCAUCAAACUUGAGCUGAAAUCUGCUACUGAAGUGUCCUUUUCAUUCGAUGUUGGCAAUGGCCCAGUGGAGAUCAUUGUCAGGUCUCCCAACCCACUCAAUGAUGACCAAUGGCAUCGAGUCAUUGCCGAGAGAAAUGUCAAGCAGGCCAGUCUGCAGGUGGACCAGCUGCCACAGGAGAUCCGGAAGGCACCAACGGAAGGCCACACACGAUUGGAACUGUAUAGCCAGUUAUAUGUUGGUGCCGCAGGAGGCCAGAGAGGAUUUCUGGGUUGUAUUCGCUCUUUAAGAAUGAAUGGGGUGACUCUGGACUUGGAAGAGAGAGCAAAGGUCACACUGGGGGUGAAACCUGGCUGCUCAGGCCACUGCACUAGCUAUGGAAUGUACUGUGAGAACGGAGGUAAAUGUGUCGAGAAAUACAAUGGCUACUCCUGCGACUGUUCCAAAACUGCGUAUGAUGGACCGUUUUGCAUAAAAGAUGUUGGAGCAUUUUUUGAAGAGGGGAUGUGGCUCCGGUACAAUUUCCAGGUCCCAGGGAUCAGUGCAAAGGACUUAGUCAGCCGAACUAUGUUGAGCUCUACAGACCAUGAUAACACUGUGCCAGACCUCACCUUGAAUAAAGAAGCACUCAGUUUCAGCUUCAGUACCACCAAGUCCCCUUGUGUUCUCCUGUACAUCAGCUCUUACGCCCAGGACUACAUGGCAGUUCUUGUCAAGCCAUCUGGAAGCUUACAGAUUCGUUACAACCUAGGAGGCACUAGAGAGCCAUAUAACAUUGAUGUAGACCACAGAAACAUGGCAAAUGGACAGCCACACAGUGUUAACAUCACACGGAAUGAAAGGGACAUAAUUCUCCAGCUUGAUCACUAUCCUCCAGCAAGUUACAGUCUGCCAACAACAUCUGAUAUUCAGUUCAACUCCCCAAAGGCACUCUUUCUGGGAAAAGUUAUAGAAACUGGGAAGAUUGACCAAGAUAUUUAUCAGUACAAUACACCAGGAUUCACUGGCUGCCUGUCAAGAGUGCAGUUCAACCACAUUGCCCCACUCAAGGCAGCUUUAAGACCUACCAACACCUCCUCUCAAGUCCACGUUCAAGGCGAGCUAGUGGAAUCCAACUGCGGAGCAUCUCCACUGACUAUCCCACCAAUGUCUGCUGCCACUGACCCCUGGCAUUUAGAUUCAGCCAGCGCUGAUUUCCCAUACAAUGGUCAAGCUAUAGGAGAUGGAGUUAACAGGAACUCCGCAAUUAUUGGAGGUGUCAUCGCUGUUGUGAUCUUCACUAUCCUUUGCACGCUGGUGUUUCUGAUACGCUACAUGUUCCGUCACAAGGGCACCUACCACACCAAUGAGGCCAAAGGCGCAGAGUCUGCUGAGAGUGCUGAUGCAGCCAUCAUGAACAAUGAUCCCAACUUUACGGAGACCAUCGACGAAAGCAAAAAAGAAUGGCUUAUCUGAGCGUGUGUGAAGGGGGUUUGAAGCAGGGCUGGGGUGGGGUUGGGGAUGACUCUUUUAGCGAGGAGAGAACGCUCUACUUCAGACCCUUGAGCACAUCUAGUAAGAAGAUCAGCACAAAUGGAGGAGCAACCAACAGGAAAAACCAAUGAGACUGGAAACCAGGAAAACACACACACAUUUAAGAAAAGUACUUUUUAAUAUUCAUUUACAAUGAAUUGCCCCUUCUGUAUUCAAACAACAACAACAACAAACAGCAGCAUUUAGAGCUUCAGCAUUGGUUAAAAUUUGUCAGUAAUACCUGUCUUUUCUGUGUUUGUUUGGAGGUGUUCUAAAUACCUGUGAUGAUAACAGGGCCCGUUUUUCUACAUUUUUUAAAAGCCCUUUAGAAUGUGGAUAUUUCUGUCUUGAGAACAGCUUAAACAUCUGUACAUCUUCAAAGUGUUCUUUUCUGUCAUGCUUAGUCUGUUCCAGACAGGUUGCCAUAAUACCCAAGUCUCAUUCACCUAUUGUUCAAUUUGGCAGUGUUUGAAUUGGGGUUUAAAAAUUGUAGGGAAGGGAGUGGGACAGGGAAUAUAAGGUCAACACUUAAUGAAAAUUUGCCAAUUUUCCAAACACGACUAUCUUGUGCCAACAUUUUAAGAGUCCCGCUUUGGCACAGGCAUUUAAAAAUGUUGAUUGUGUACAGUACUUAUCAGCAAUGUAAAAAUAUUAUAUUUAUUCUGACUAUGGGAGAGGAGUAAAAGCACAGGAAGCUUUUGGUUUUGAUUUGCUUGUUUAAAAUUGAAGGAGUCUGUAGGCCUAGUUCGUGUCUGUAGACCUAAACUGUUUCUGUAACUUUGGCUAUGAUGCUGCUGACCUGAGGCCACCUGCUGGUUUCAGUUUAAACUCAGCUCUGCCUGUGAUAUAUUGGCGUAUGCUGUAUGUAGGCAUAAGCAUUGUAGUUGGGAAUUAGAGCCAGACCUUACCGUUUGUUUGCUUGUUUCUCUUUAUAGGCUGCCACAGAGUUCUUAGUACAGUUCUAGGGAAUGCAUUUGUUCUAACAAUCUUCACAUGAUACUUUUUCUGUCAUUGGCAUAGUAAUUUAAUUUGUUCUUUAAAACUUUGCUUUAAAUCCCAUGUGAAGAAAGCCUCCAUCACAGCACAGCAAAAUAAGAGGCUUAAAGAGUCCUACUCAUACAGAAGGCAGCAGAAAUACUCAGCAUGAGAGCAGAGGUCCUUUUUUAAUAAACAGAUUUGCCUGAUCAGUUUCCCUGUCUUUGUGAAGUAAUGAUUAAGGAAGGCAAAGACAAUAUCUAGUGCUUCAGGGAUCACAAUCUCUCAGACCAACUGAAUGUCAGACAGGUCACUGAAAAAAAGGGAGUCAGUUUGCAGAGAGGGAAAGUGGGAGCCUGAAUAGCUAAUUUCAUCCUUUAAUGGCAAUCAAGUGUUUUUUGCUUCCCCACUGCAAAGGAGCAGAAGUCUCCAGUGACCUUUUUUGAUGGUGACACAGGGCCUUAUGGGUAGUUACUCAUGGAAGGGAAUGUAGAUAUGAAUGUAUAGCACAUAAUUUACUGUGCACCAAAAAACAAACAAACAAUACUAAGAAUUUCUUAUGAAAGGAUUUAGGCCUAUGGCAUUUUUGGUGUCAUGUAACCGUAAUAUAUUUACAGUUUGGGUAUGCCCAGCUUUAAUCCAUUCCUUCAGUACCUAUUUGCAAGACUUAUUUGAAAUUCAGAGGCACUGCACUCUGAUGAACUAAGCAGUGCUAUUUUCUUUUUGUUUCUUCUUCCCUAUUAUUUUUGCUAUUUACAGUUAUUUUGGUGGAUGCUAUAAAAUAAAGGAGAUUUUUUUAAAGUUAGAGACAUAAUAUUUGAGCAGUGUCAGGAUUCCUUUGUUUUUGUAAGUCUUAAAACUUCAUCCUUGUUUAUAAAUGCACAGUUUACCAGAUAUGGUGACAAUUUAAAGACAUUUGAUACCUGUUAAGGCCUUUCAUUAGAAUCCUCCACAAUCUGCAUCAGAGAUAGGACUUGCUGAAUCACUAUAGAUAAUGUAGAUCUCAAAGCCACCAGUUUCUUCCGUGUAUGGAUUUAGACUCACAAUGUAAAUUUGGUCAAUUUUAAGAAAAUCCCUGUCAGUUUUGCAGGUACCUUUAGGGAGGUGGGGUCUCAACAGGAAAGAAUGUCAUCUUUGCCCCCCACCAUCCAAUGCUUAACAUUGGUUUGCCUCAAACACUAUCAUCUUUGAGUGAGAAGUCCUUAUUCUUGUUUAGGAGCAAUUGGAAUAAGAGGAGUAUCCUCCCACUGGAAAGUGUUAAAUCAGCACAAUAGUGUGUUGAAACUAAUCUGCCACGUAUUAGUAAUUAUUCAGCCACACGUCUCUACUGCUGGGUGGGCAGGUCACAAAAAUCUUCUCUUCUUCUUGUGAAGAAAAUCCCACUUCUCGUUUAUUUUAGUUUGUUAAUUGGAUUUCAAAUGGUAUUUUAGGUAUUCCUAACAAAGACUAUGCAUGUAACUUCAGAAGUCCCAGAUAAAUCAAAUGAAAACAGAGCAUCCGCUUCCUUAAGUUAUGAUUUUGCUGCAAUACAAAGGUUGACUUUCUAACUGCAUUUAAUAUGUGACGUGUCAACUCUACCACCUGAGAUUGGAUUCUAUGGUUCUUCAUGUAACAAAAACAGCACAAGUCACCACAAGGGUACCCUUCCCAACUAAUACGUCUCAUCCCUGUGCCAGAAGGGCAAGUGGAUAAUUGACUCUCCAUGUCCAGUCAAGUCUUUGGGUGCUUGAUUGACCUAGCAACAAGCAUUUCGGUUGUGAGAGUGGUCUCUGUGAUGGUGAUGCCUACUUAUCAAUGACUAAACUGAGACCACCAACUCAAUUCACAUGAGCCAGUGAGUGUCCAUCUCAUGGAAAUGAUGGACCUAGUCUCAAUUCAAACUUGUGCAAUAAAGAAGAAAGAGCAAGGCCAAUAGUCUUAAUGACCUGUUCUCCCAACUUUCUGUCACUCAGCUCUUCACCUGAAGUCUAUGACAGUUGCCUAAAUUUGUGUUGGCCUCUUUGCAAGGGAACCUCAUGUUGUGAAAAUAAGUGGGUGAUGAACUUCAGUGCU